UUUUUAGCUACCCGACACCCUCUUAUUCAACGAUAAUGGGAGGGGGGAACCAUGGUUUUGGGUGGGGGAAAAUCACCUAAAGUAGUGAAUUGCGAUAGAAAUGAAGGCCAGACUCGUUCAAAACACCCCAAAAACCACCGGAAAAACAUAAUUUCAACCUAACCUAACACACGGGGCGCUCGGACGAUGGGAACUUAAAAUCCUAAAAUUGGGCUGGAUGACCAAGACAACAAUACACUACUUUGUUCUCUGUGACAGCAAAUUGGGACCACCACCACUCUGUUUGCCUACACCGUAAAUAUACACAACAUGAAUCAGUUUGAACAUGUAUGACAAUAGUACGGAAUAAAUAUCUUUAUAUGAAUGGAAACAAAAAUUAAAUAAAACGUUGCAGAUAUAUCAAGGAGCCAGUUCAUGUAUAGUACGUGCCAACAGUGAGUAACAGAGAUAUGACCGACUGCCCUCGCUGCUAACGAGCCGAUCAGUGGCGAAGAAAAUAAAAGUAAGAAAGUUAAUUAAAGGUAAUAAUGCAAGCGGAAGAGGCGUGGCGUGGCCUUGGCACUAAAUAGACAUGGCAACGUGUGUGGUGAGGUGCUAACUAGAAUAAUAAUACAACUUUGCACUUAUAAGUAAUUAGAUGUCUGAAAUGUGAGAAAAUGGUGGAAAAUAUAGAAAUAAUUUACACCACCAGAAUACAAUAUAGGUUUUAUGGAAGGCGAGUUUUUCACUACAGUAACACUCGCCGUCAACGGGUAGGACAGGCUAUAAAUAUUUGUACUUAAUCUUUGUCAAAAUUAUAUCGUGUGCUAUUAUAUACUUAUUAUUGUGACUCGUCAUAGUGAUUUUAUACCAUUGCAUUUUAUUUGGCGUAUUAUAUGGUUUAUAAGACUUUUUUUUAUUUGCUGUACAAGUGUAUUUUCUACUUUGUGAACGAUGUGUCUCGGAAUAUUGUGUUCACGAAGUCUCGGGCAUGACGGCUGAACCUGAAACAAAAUGUGAGGCAUUUCUGGCCGGGUUUUUAUCAUUAUUACUUAAAUCUUGAAAGUAAAACAUAAAUUAGCUAGAAUUGAAAGAUUUAGAGCAGAUUUAUACCUGCUGAGUUAUAUCGUCUCGUGAAAAUGUUGAUCUACUUGUAUAAAGUUCUUACAGUUUUAUAGCUCACUGAUAAACGCACUACAACUAUUUAGCUCUCACACACACACACACGUUUGCUCACUGAGUCAGUAUCUUUAUAGACGCGCCAGCACCAUCACCAUGUCACCACCACUCUUAACAUUACUCGGUGUGGUUGUGGUGCAAGGUGUGAUUAGCGAAUAAUUAUGUGGACUUAACCUACGACUUGGGCAGCCAAGCCAUGACUCAUCCGGGCACCAAGCCUUUUGUGUGUGAGAGAGAGAGAGAGAGAGGCCUGGGGCUAUACUAUCCCUGGUAUGAGACGAAUAGUUUCUGCUCUUCCGAACAUUACGGUACGCACUUAGACUCUCCCUCACACUUUGCUGAGGGAAAGUGGACUGUCGACCAGAUCCCUCUCACGCAUCUCAUGGGACCAGGUGUGGUAAUUGACAUACAAGCAAAGGUAGAGGAAGACCCAAAUGCCGAGCUGACCACAGAUGACCUGAUGGAGUGGUUGGGGGAGCACGGUCCUCUUCCUGAUGGUGUAAUCCUCCUGUUGAGAACUGGAUGGGGCACCAGGUUUGGCAACAGAACGGCGUAUUAUGGGACAGACGGUAAUGAUACAAGCAAACUAGCUUUUCCAGGCUUCAGCCCCGGAGCUGCUCAGCUGUUGGUAGGGUAUGAAGCAGCCACUGGUCGUCGGGUCUUUGGUGUAGGUCUGGAUACUCCCUCCCUUGACUAUGGUCCAUCAACGCUGUUCACCUCACACGUGGAAUUUAGCUCGGCAAACAUCUUUGGUCUGGAGAACGUUGCAAAUUUAAAGAAAUUGCCUACUACAGGGUUCCAUCUGACUGUAAUGCCCAUGAAAAUUAAGGGUGGUAGUGGCGCUCCUGCACGCAUCAUAGCCACACUACCUGAAGUUAGAUCUGCCUCAAUUCCCACCCAACGUGACAGCUCUGCCACAAGUCUCAUCACGAAAGCAUCACUUCAUUAUUAUAUGGGUGUGAUUCUUCUACUCUUGCAGGGAUGUAUAUAAAACAUUUGAAUCAGGUUAGGUUAGGUUAUAAAAGUUUGAAUCAGGUUUGUUCCUCCCUGAUGUGCUGUUUUAAGGAUAGUUUAUUUUAACUUGUGUGAUGUUUUAAUUGCCGAGGUGUUUGGUUGGUUCAGUUCCUUCUCUCAUUUCAAAUUAAUUAUAACAGGCAAAAUCAACCCACAAUUACUCUACUGUGUAUUGGUCUCUUGUCGUUCCUAAGCUUGCAUGUGUUCCAAGCAUACUGUUGCAUGCUGAACAAGUUUGGACAUUCUUACACUGAACAAGCCUGGACAUUCUUACACUGAACAAGCCUGGACAUUCUUACACUGAACAAGCCUGGACAUUCUUACACUGAACAAGCCUGGACAUUCUUAAACUGACUAAGCCUGGACAUUCUUACACUGAACAAGUUUGGACAUUGUUACACUGAACAAUAAGAAUGGAAACACUUGAGAUAAAAGUAGUGAAGUGGAGGAAAACAAAAGAACUGAGAUUUAUUGACGUCUGCUCUAAAUAGUAUGAAACUGGGUACAAUACAGUGACACAUCCAGGGUAGAGCUGUCCAAGAGAUGGGUGAUAUUUUAACAUAACUAUCAGGUGAUGGUAAGGUGUCAGAUGUGUUACCAUAGUUAUAUCAGGUGAUGGUGUGCUGUCAGUAAGGAAUCUAUAUAUUUCACCCAUCAAAACAAUGUAGACAAGAGGGCUCACCAGUAUUGAUGCCAACAGUAUUGUAUUUUAUGUCUAAAUAGUAUAAUUUUUUAUGAAGAUUUAUUUUAACAUUUAGAUUUAAUAUUUUACUCUUGGUUAGUAUUAUGUAUUCGUAAUGUACAGUAGUUCCAGAUGUGAGAUACGGUUUUAUAUAUAUUAGAUGUUAUGUAGUUUUUAACUCAGAUUUGUACAGUACACUUAAUCCUUGUUAUUCUUGAGGGACAGGUCCGCGAAUACCGUUGUUGGUCGCUAUGAACCUACCUUAACUAAGUGCCAAACUGAAUAGAUAAAUUAAGAAUUGUAUUAGAAAAUAUUAAUGUACAGGACUGAUUCUCUUCUUUUUUCUUUUCUUCUAAUUCCUUUGCUUGUGGUGUGAAGUAAGUUAGCUCUCCUCACCAGGUCCCCGCCACCCAUUGAGCCAUAGUACAGUAUUAAAAAAAGGCUGAGGGCCGUCUUACAGAUCACAUUCUGGGCCUUUCUUCACCUUAUUUUGAUUUAUCAUGUCCCCUGAGGCUUAAUGCUCUUUACAGUGAAACCUCCAGAUGACAGACUUCUCUCUCUAUAUAUAAUCCACUACAGGGGAGGUAUUAUUUCUAAUGGACCUUCGAUAUAUCAAACUUUCAUCUCCUUAUAGGUCGUUAGAUGGAGUUUUUAUUUCUAAUGGACCCUCGAUUUAACGGACUUUAUUCUCCAUAUACUGUACUGUUGUCCAUUAAAUCGAGGUGUUACUGUACAUAUCACCAGUGUAUUGUUGUGUGUCACCUGAGGCACUAUGGUGGGGGGCUGGAAGUGACACUCAAGUUUAUCCAACAGUUCAGUCUUUUGUACUUGAUCAUCUUUAUCACUACUUGUAUCACCACUUAAUUAACUUGUCAGAUACAAAGCGUGCGACAGACUGAGUGUGGCUUGGGAACAUUUUGAGAUGUGUCGAGAGGAAAUAGCGCUCACCUCCUAUUGUGUGGGUCAUUGGUUUGAACCCCAGGCACACCUAGUUCACCCAGCUGUAAAUGGGUACCUAAACUAACAAGUUAGGGAAGCGAGCGUAGUCAAGAGCAGUACCGGCCAUGCUGCCUCCUUGUGUACCGAUGGUUUAGUAUACAGUGUGCCAGUCAUGCCAAUGGGACGCACUUUCACUCAUCAAUUUAGACAGUUCCAGAUUCCUUCCACAUAAUUAACACUGAGUUCUAAGAUGAUAAACAACAAGGAAUAAUUGUACUAUAUUUUUAAAGAUUAAUCCAUUUGUACUAUAGUGUUGUGUUGAUUCAUCAUAAAUACUGUAAUGUACUAACAACUGUGUUGUUCAUAGUUUUUAUUAUGUAUUAUUCUCAUUAUAUAUUAGAUGUAACCUUAUGACUGAUGAAAAUUUAUAAAUGUUGAUGAGUAGAUGUAGAUAGACCAGUACUGUAGAUAGACAAAUUCAUUUACAGUCACUCAAAAAACUAUGUAUACAAAAUUGUGUUGAAAAAAUAUGAGAAUAUGGACGAAGGAUUUUGACAACCCUACCGAGACAACAAGAGUCCCAGUGUUCAUUCUGAAAUUCGUCGAUCACCUCUGAAGUAGAUAUAGUUUUUAGAGUGACUGUACAGUAGUUGAGGGGUGUUGAAGAAAGUUACAGUAGCAUUAUAUAUGUAGCUAUAACAUGUGAUGGUACUAUACGAUAAUUAAAUAAGUGGAGAUCUAAUUAAUUGAUUCCUUAGUUUAAAUUUUCUUAUUAUAGGGGAUAUGAAAUAAAGUGUUUUAUGAAUAUGAGAAAAAAUAAAUAAAUCCUCUUCAAAAAUUA
This is a messenger RNA of Homarus americanus (American lobster), 4634 nucleotides long. Its product is annotated as isatin hydrolase-like. Lineage: Eukaryota; Metazoa; Arthropoda; Malacostraca; Decapoda; Nephropidae. Bases 1355 to 2149 code for a protein of 264 amino acids. The transcript is spliced from 6 exons. Gene Ontology annotation, molecular function: arylformamidase activity. The record is from RefSeq and is a predicted model, not a curated record.